AUGGCUUUCAACAAGGUAAUAAUUUGUGUUUUUUGUUAUUCCUAAUUAUUUUUUUCUGUAGAUCGAAGAUUUUGGGAGAACAAUCAUUGUUCCCGAUGAGAAUCUUCCAGAUUCGCGACUUUUGAAAAAAUAUGCAAAAGGAACGGUUAUUUUUACAAAUGGAAAAAUCUUAGACAAUUACGAAGAUGGACAGGUUAGUUGAUCACAGAUUAUUAUGAAGAAUAUUUACGAAUAUUUAGAUUAUCGAUCUGAACGAAGAUGUCAUGUAUGGUCUUCUUUGCAAUGAUAAAAAAUUGCAACUAUACAAAUGUGACCAAAAUGGAAAAGUUUUAUCGGAUGACCAGUUCGAAAUAGAUACUUUUGCUCAUCUUGAAGGUGGAGCUGAAGUGAGUGUUCAUUUUUUUUUCAAAUUGAAGAUAGUAAAUUUUCAGAUACUGAAAGAGGGAAAACGACAAUAUUUGGAAAAUAAAAAAAUAUACUUGAAAAGCGUCCGUCAGAAUAAUCAAUCUUUCUUCGAAGAUCUUGACAGUGAUAACGAUGACAACACAGUUGAUGAUGUUAAUGCGAAAUUGAACUCGAAUUUAACUGGCGACGUUGUGACAGAUGAUUCAACAAUUAGUAAUGAUAACGAUGACAACACAGUUGAUGAUGUUAAUGCGAAAUUGAACUCGAAUUUAACUGGCGACGUUGUGACAGAUGAUUCAACAAUUAGUAAUGAAGAAACCAUCGGAGAUUCCUCAAAUUCUUCUAGCUCUUCAUCAAACAACCUGAACUUCGCUCCAAAAGUAAAUCAAAAAUCAAAAAAACUGCGCAAAAAUGAUCAUAAAGGAAAAAGGAAAAAUAACGAUGAAGUUAUCACAACAAAAAAUGUGAGUUGAAGUUAUCAUAAUAUUAGUUUUCGAAUGUAUUUUUUCGAGUUUUUUGGAUUACAUACAAUGCAAAAUACUGGUAUACUGUAGUGUUUUCUCAAAAAUUUUGAAGAUAAAUUUCUGGGUUACUGUAGUUUUCAUUGAAUUUCAAGAGCUACAGUGUUCUAGACUUACAAUACUAUUUUGAGGAAUUUGGAACUUUCAUUUGGAUAAAAAUUCUUUAAAAAAUUUGAAUCACUUUGAUUUAAAUGUUUUCUUGCAGAAAGCAAAGAAGCGAAAGCAAGCCGAUAAAACUUGUUCUGCGAAAAUUCAAUUCGAAACUGCUCAGACAUCACUACGAGAAAUAAAAGAUUGCGAAGCUCAAAAUUUUGUUGCAACAGACGUAGAAUUAAAUGAUAUCGAAUUCGCCGCGAUUCUGCGAGAAAAUGAAGAAGGUUUUGAUUCGUGCAGUGCUUUAUUUGGAUACAGAGAUUCAACGAGGUAAAAUUGCACUAUUAUUGAAAUUUAUUCUGAAUUUUUUGAUUUCAGAUCGGGAAAAGUCGUGAUUCUUUCCGAACACACGUCUUUGGAACAAUUGAAAACUAAUAAAGAUGGAAAGGUAAUUUUAUUUUGUAAUUUUACAUUUAUUUUUUUGAAAGUGUUUUUUUUUUCAGGUUACUGUUCAACUCAUGUCAAGUGAUAAUGCCAAACUACACCUGUUAAGUAUAAUGAACACGUUUUCGAUUCGCGAAUUUGGAACAACAGAAAAGGUAUCCAAGAUUUUUUUUUGUGUUUCAAUCAAUUUUUUUGAGAUGACACAUAUUCGAUUCAUCUUAGAUUCAUUGGACAUGAGCUUUGAGUGGUUAAGAAGCUUGACGACUCAGAAACUGGGCAAAUUGUUUUCCGAAUUUUCAAACGUGAGUUUUAUGCUCGUAAUAAAAACAAUAAAACUUCAGAAUUUCAAAUUUUCAGGCGUUCUAUCCACUUUGGUUGAUUAGGAUCUCGAUUUUCGAUAGUAUUUUCAAUGAUCUUCUCAAAAAAGUCAUGCGAAAACUAAAAACAAAUGGUCUGACAAUCGCACGAAAAUUACCAUCACUUUAUCCAAACCAUCGAGAUAAAAUCAUUGAAAUUUUCAACACUUUUGACAAUAGUGUGGACCAAAAAUGUGGCGACAUAACCAAGGUUUUUUUUCUAAAUUUAAUUCAAAAAAUUUCUGAAUUUAACAAAUAAUUUCAGGAACUGAACAAACUCCAGACCAAUGAUUCAAUUAUUUUGAAUAGAAAAGGAUUUCCUUUGGAUGUGGUGAAAACGUUUUUGGACACGGUAAAAGAAGAAGAAAAUAUCACAGCAUUUUGCAGGUGAGCUUCGAAAGCAUUUAUAUUCAAAAAUAUGAGUUGUUAUUUCAGAAGUGUCGAAAAAAUCAGCGACUGUGAAACACUUGAUUAUCUAAAAGGACAAUUUGAUAAAUUUAAAGAAUGUGGAUUUGGAAUAGUUUUUGCAGAAAAUAUUGAGCCAUCAGAAUGUGCCUUCAUGAAUGGUGAUGAUGUGGUAUGUUACACAAUCUGAAAACCACCAGACCACACAUUUUUGCAGACUGCAUCAUCGAAAUGGUUGUCAUCGCAUUUUGAUCUUCAAUUGUUGUUCAUUACAAAUGACGAAAGUGAUAUUCCAUCGUUGAAACGAACUGUUUAUCUCACAACUCCGUUGAUAAAUGGAUCUGAUAGUAAGUUCAAAAAUACAGAAUACAGAAAUUUGACUUAUAGAUGUAUUUAUUUAAAUUUUCCUCUCAAAAAUUCUAGCUAUUUUUUCAUUUUCUCGCAUCAUGUUCGCUCCACGUCUAAAAUUUCGAAUUUAAAACGUGAAUUCUUUUUGGCAUUACCAAUUUUUUGAAGAAAAUACAAAUUUUUGCAUUUUCUCGCAUCAUGUUUACUUCACGUUUUUUUUUAAAUUUUUAAUGUGAAAUAUUUUUUCAAUUUCAGAAUUAUCAGAAAUUUAAGAAACAAACAUAACUCAUUCUUUUUACAGCGGUUAAACUAAUGCCGAUUUCGAUUCGCCUAUAUAAAAAUGGAAUUAUUCUUUCCGAUGUUGAAAUGGUUCAAUCUAUUAUUUUGGAAGAGGCCAACAUUUCAACCGACAAUUUCGAACUCUCAGACUUCAAACAAGUUAUCAAAAAACUUGGUCGUUUAUCAAUUCUGAAUGACUGUGGUAAAUAUUUCAAAUUAUGUCAAAAGAACAAGAUUUUUCUUUUUCAGAGCUUGGAACGUAUAUUCUGCGCAAAUAUGAAACUGGAGCAGCUCAUUCUUCCAACAAAUUAUAUAAAUUCAAUAAAAACUUUAUAAUAUAA
This is a messenger RNA of Caenorhabditis angaria, 3192 nucleotides long. NCBI's taxonomy places the organism in Eukaryota, Metazoa, Nematoda, Chromadorea, Rhabditida, Rhabditidae. The record is from the annotation of a GenBank genome assembly.